GAACACGGGGGUUUCCUCUCCCUCUCCCUCUCUCUCCACCCGUCCAGAUGUAAAGUUUCUCUUUUCUAAAUCGCGGUUAUCCCUCUGUGUGCCACUCGGAUUGGCUUUAAAGGAAAGUUUUAACCUGUGGUGGGAGAUCAGGGGAGGCAAAAUGGGGAAAGUGAACGCUUGUUUGAAACGGACUUACUUCGUUGUGAUAAGUUUGAUCGCGAUCAUUGCUGUCCUGCUGCUAGGACUCACUCUGUUUAGUCAUGGACACUUCCACAAAGAGGAAGAGAUAGAGGAAGUGCUCACAACCCUGCACGUCAUGUACGCCAUUGCAAUUGUAAUUCUGGUCUUGACCAUCAUUGGUGGGUUUGGUGCCUAUAAAGAGAAGAAGUGGGCCCUGAUAGUGUUCACAGUUGGAAUGAUUAUGGGCAGCCUGUACAUGAUAGUGUCUAGUAUUGGUGGAUUGGCUUCUCAACUGCAAUUCAAAAAUGAAAUGAGGAAGAACUUCCUGGCUAAGCUGCCGCUGAAUAAUCAGAGUGAGAGUGACGGCUUCAUGGAUGUACAGAGUGAAUUCCAGUGUUGUGGGCUGGAUCAGGGCUACCAGGACUGGAACUAUUAUAUCCCAGAAUCCUGCCUGUGUGUUGAAGACUCCACUAACCCAUGUGUGGCGGCUCCAAGAAACAGCAGCCUGUUUGAGGACAGGGUGGGUGAAGAGCCCAUCAUGAUCUAUUCUCAGCCGUGCCUUCCAUACAUCAUUGACUACGCUAUGCAUGUCUUGAAUGCUGUGCUGGGCAUUUUGCUGGGAAUCACAUUAUUGUGGGUGUUGUCGGUUGUGUUGGGUAUCGUCAUCUUGUGUCGGCUGGAUCGAAAGGAGGAAACUCCCACAGUGGUUUACAGUCCGGAGGCAAAAGCGGGCAACUACGCCUCCCUCACAGAGGAUUACACCUGAUUUUUUUUGCUUUAUUUAAUGUUUUGGCUGCAUGUCAGCAUAUUUGGCAAAGAUAAGAACAACUUUGGGAUCGGUGGGAUUAACACAGAAACAAAAAAAAUGUAUUUGUGAUGCUUGAAUAUACAGUAUCCAACGAGUGAAGCUGCAUUAAACGCAUGAGGUAACAUUUUUUUGGCCCUCUGAACCAGCAAAUCUUGAUGAAACAUUAUAUUAGUUGUAUAUUAUGCCAGAGAUACAGAGUUAAUUCCCUUUAUUUGUGAUAAUCACACACAUUUCAUCAGAUAGGUGAUGAAGUGUGUGAAUUGUGUUAACAUAUUAAUAGAUUUGAACUCUGUAGUGGCACUUCAACCCCAGAGUGAAUUUUGUAAUUGAUCCAAGAAGUCAGGAAAUUGAUGUGAGACAUGCAGAUGAAGUGAAACAGAUAAUGUGGUUUCCAAAGAAAGCACUGAUGAAGAUUAUGGAGCUUUAAUACGAAUGUCUGUAUUUUGUGGUCUGCAUUGUGUUAUUUCAAAUUUUAUGUUUUUUUUCUACAUUUUUCCAACUUUUGCAAUGACAUUUUUAUAGUUUUAUUACUGUCACAUCUAAUGGGCCGUCACUGCUACAUGUUGGUGUUCAGCUUCUGUAUUAGUGAGCACAGGGACGACGCACUGAAUGAAGGCAAAAAUAAAUAAAAAUAUUCUUCUUUCACCUUU
Molecule: messenger RNA, 1629 nt
Organism: Amphiprion ocellaris (clown anemonefish)
Lineage: Eukaryota; Metazoa; Chordata; Actinopteri; Pomacentridae
Product: tetraspanin-8-like
Exons: 9
Coding region: 152-937 (261 amino acids)
Cellular component (GO): membrane
Source: RefSeq, a predicted model, not a curated record